UCUUAUACGUUGGAGUUUUUCCACGUUUCCCCCACUGCAUGCAGUGCACCACGCCGAAUUCGUGACAAAUUUUUGUAUAAGAAUUUGCGACCUUUUUUCAACGUUAGCACCGAUAAGAACAUCGUAUUGGAUCACCCAAAAUCGGAGUUCAGAAGCUCAAAGACGAUCUAAAACAAGAAGAUCCGGAUCCUCAUUUCUACACACUACGAUACAAGAUCUAAAAAUCUCGUCGACCACCUUUGAGAAGAUCCAAAUCGGACAGUAGAUCCAAGCUAUCAAUUUCUAGAUUGCGGUUCUUGCGCUGAGUUUCUCCUCUAUCAUCCAUCGAUAUUUCAUCGUCAUCUUUCAUUCACAGGCUUGAUAGGCUGUCACUUAACUGUUAGUUGAGUAAUUGUCUAUUUAACAACAAGAACAAUAGUUUUCGUCUUGCGAUUAGUUAAGACAACAUCAACAUCCACUUGAACUUCUCCAUACAACUGAGUAGAAAGUAGUACUAGUUCUUGCAUAUUUCUAUAUCAGAAGAUAAGCACGACUAGAACUAGUAGGUUGUUCAACAGAACUUGUUUUGGAUAAAAAUCACCCACUCUCUCCAACUCCUGAGAAGUACAACUACUGAACUUCAACCCCUCACUGAAACUUCACAAAAGAAAAUGUCCGCGUACACCGCUCCGAACGCUCAUGCUCCGCACUAUGUGCGCGAGGAUGACUAUACUGUCGUGGAGGACAGUGCUGAUCCGCUGAUCGGAGGACACUACGACGAUGAGGACAUCUUCCCGGACACCGAAGAGGGUGGUCUUCGUGCCCGUCGCGGAGGUGCCGCGGAAGGGCGUCAGUCCGUCCUGUCGGUCGAUGCAGAGGACACGCACGCCAUCACCGAUGCGUUGGACAAGGCUACUCCGGAAGAGGAAGCGAAAGAAGAAGCUAAGAAGAAGGUACUUUGUGAUUCGAGGAUUGAGAGGACACCGACACAACAGCAAAAAUUAGAAUAUCUACUAAUGAACAAUCAUUUUUCGCAUUUUUAUCCAUUAUAGAAUAAUUUCUUUUCCCAUCAAAUCAAUGCCUUUAGGCCCAAUUGAACAAUCCCUUUGUUCAUCCCCCACGAAAUACAUCCCUUAGUACAACAUCCCUUCCCCAAACCACAAUCAAAAACAGCUUUCCGAGUCCACCGUUCCUGGUUGGUUGCCGCUCAUCGUCAUUCUGGUUUUCAUCACUCUGGAUGCUGGAAAGGGUCUCGCUGACAAGGCUUCUUUGAAUGGUGCCAACUACAAUGUGCAAAUGUUCGUCAUCUUGGUGAACAUCUUUUCGUUGUUGAUCGCUUUCAUCUGGACUCUGUGCGCCAUGGGAUUCGGCGAAGGCUUCAAGGCCAUGUUCAAAUGGUCCCGUCUCUCCCGCUACAUCAUGCCGGCUAUGUGGUUCGGUACUGCUAUAUUUGUUCAGACCCUCCUGGCUGCUUAGAAGACCAGACCAGGAGUUGCUUGUGACAAAGACUUGCUUAUGACAUACGUAAUGUGGUACAAAUGAAAUGGUUGAUGCUGGUAGAGUAUCUCUAAAAAUAUUACAACAAUACUUGAAGAGUAUCUUCUUCAAUAUCUCUUAAAUUUUUCGUCUUAUUUGUCACCGUCCUCGUGCACCUCCUCUUCCUCAGGUAUCGCCCAGGCCCUCCAGCAGGUGCAGAACUUGUACCUCGCUCAGGGAACGAAGAAGGUCUUGGCGCAAUUGCGUAUUCCCUUGACCGCGUUGUUCUCUAUGACCAUUACCGGUGCUAAGUACACGAGCCUGCAGUGGUUGAUGAUUGGCAUGAUCGUCGCAUCCGUCUUCGAGUUCCAGAUGUUGCAGGAAACAGGAGGCCUCUUCGAUCGCGAGAACAGCAUGUUGGGUCUCAUCUUCUCUGUGUUGGCCUCGAUCUGCGCCGUCAUCGGUUCUCUCGUGGGCGAGAAGAUCAUGAAGGAAUCGAAAACGUUGCCCUUCUGCCUGCAGAAAUUCCAGUUCGACUUGUGGCAGACCGUAUUUUCCGUCAUUUGCACCUUUGCGCUGUUCCCGUUGGUCUUCUUCAUCGUGGACGUCACUCUGGAGGGCACCCCGGCUAGUCAGGUCUGGACCAGCGGCAAGCAGACCACCAAGAUGUGGCCGUUGAGCUACCGCGCUGCGUUCUACAGCUACGACAAUUCUGGGCACUUGGCUCAGGACUUGGGCUACGAAGCCGAGUACUUGACUCGCCCCACCACGAUCUCGGAAGCGCACUUUGGCGGAAAGCGUCCGUCCUUCACGCUGUUGCAGGAAGAAACCGCACGCGCCUUUCCGGAAAUCCUACAGGUACUGCACGAAGUGAAAGCCGCAAGAGAGCGCAUCCCGCGUGAAGAGAAGGCCGAGAAGGAGAAGAACCAGAAGGAGAAGGAAGCUGCGCUAGAAGCGCAUGAGCGUAGACUAGGUAGGGAUUUGGAGCAGAUCGAAAAAACUCGCGUCGAGAACGAAGCUGGGAUCGAGGCUGAGGCUGAAGUGGCCCACGCGCAGGCUGACGAAGAUGUGAAGGAAGCUGGGCGUCGCGCUGAGGCCGCUUCAACUGACUUCAUCGCUAAAGCGGAAGCUGCCGAGAAAGGAUUACGUGAUAGGCAACCCCCAUCCGAUCCCACAGAUGUAACGCAAGCUAAAGACGAAGCCGACCAGGCAGGUGAAGCAGCUGAGAAGGCACUCGCAGCUCGUGAUCAAGCUCUUGAACGCUUCAACCAGCUUCGUGCAGAGCUUCAAGAUAAGCAUUAUAAAAUCAAUGCUACAAAAGGUACUUAUUUGAACCAAAACCAAAAUCACGCACAAAGCGAAGCGGACAAGCGCAACCAGAAGGCUACAAAAGACAGGGAGGCCCUCAAGAAGAAGUAUGAAGAAAAGGAAACGCAGCUGAAGCAGCGUGUCGACCGUGACUUGAAAAGAGUUGCCGAGCGCGAAAAGAAUGGACCGAAUAUGGCCGCUAAAGUUCACGCUGAUCGUAUUAUUAGAGAGUUUAAGAUUCCCCCUGUGGCUGAGGGGGUCCCUGGGGUUCCUGUGCAAAAACUUUCCGAAUUCGCCAUCAAACUUGCGAAAGAUAUUCUCGACAAGCAAGUCGAAAAGAAGAAGGCACGACGGGAUGAGCAGAAGCGUGAUUGGGAAGUUGCAGCUGCGAUCGCUGAGAGUCAAGGAAGGACGGCUCCCACGAAACCGAACACAGAGGAACCAGCGCACUUUCCCGUCUUUACUCACGAGGAAAUGAACACGAUGAAGUUCAAGAUCACCCGCAAGCUGGAUGAGAUGACCGUGACGAUGACUGAGAACGCUGGAAACGCCAACGCUGAGAGACUUCAGGAGCUCCGCACCGAGAAGAUCCCGGAGGAACUCAGCGAAUUUUUCCUGCGAAGACUUGGAGAAAACCAACUCCCGGUGGAACUGGAAAACGGAGCUCGCCUGUUCCGUCCUAGCGCAACAUUGAUGAAGGUGCCAGAUGCUGGAGCCUUCAUUGAAGCGAUUGAUGAGGACAAAGAGGCAAAGAAACCUGUUGCCGAAAAGUUCAACAAGAAGAUCAUCGCCAACAGGUACACAUACUUAUACUCUAAUAUUUAGAUACAACUAUGUCUUAGUUGUGUUAUAGUGAAGAACUCAGAUUCAGUUGAUCUUGAUUGAAAUGAGUAGAUGUUCUAUUGAAAGAAUGGCAAUAACUUACAUCAGGUGAUGAUAAGAGGUACUUAUUUUUCUUGAAGAGCAAGAGUCAAUAUUUUUAUCGAAGCCAAAAACACGAACAUGUACGUCUCACAUCAGAUUGGACAUGAAAUACUGGGUUUCCGUUGCGGACCUUCGUCAAGCUGGUACGUACUUCAACGAGACCAUCGGAGGAGACGUGGACGAGACGAGCAGCAACAUGUACGAGAUCGUCGAAAAGUUGCACAUGCUGGUGCGCAAGCGCCGUGGCGAGAACACGUACAUGACCGAAGUCCAGCACGCCCAGGACUCCGCAAACUUGGGCUCUCUUGAAGAGCGCAACCUGUUCGUGAACCCCGCUUUGGCCCCGAAGAUGGGCAAGAUGGGCGAGCACUCAGCCGCGCAGCUGCGCAAGAUGUCUAACAUGUACCCUGGUUCGGAGAGCCAGAUCUUGAACACCAAGGCCUACACGGGACAGCCGUUCUCUCUGCAGAGUGCUCUGGUGCACAGCUCCUCUUUGAUCGACAACUUUGUUCUCGUCAUCGGUGAGAAGGUCCAAAUCCCUUUGAUGAACACAGUAGCUGCUGCUGUCGAAGCUCCCGCUGCUCCUGCUGAGGGUCAAGAUGCUCCUGUUGCUGGUGCCGACGUUGCUGCCCCAGCUCAACAGGUUGGACAAGAUCAAGCUGCUGUCGAAGCUCCAGCUGCUCCGGUUGCUUCUCGCUCCAAGUGGUGGAGCAAGUUCCUGCCGCUCAAACUGGCCAUCCGCGACAGUCCCGAAGUCGAAUCCUUCAAGAUGUCGAAGAACAUCUUGGGCGAAUUCGUGCACGGCAUGGACUCGGUCGACCAGAGCCUGAAGCCGGCUGUGUACUUCACUUUGAUUCCGGAGCCCAUCGACUUGAGCAUCGACGCCCUGAAGGAGCAGGACGCGGACUACAAAAAGGACUCCGCAGAAGCUUUGAAGGAGAAGAAGGCCUUGGACCUGAAGAAGGAAAUCCUGAAGGAGAUGCGCGAGCGCAAGCCGGACGCACCGCACAAGGCUGUCAGAGCUGAGGAAGGGGCACAAGAGCAACAGCUGACUGAGCAGCAAGUGAAGGUGAACAAGCACUUCUUCGAUUCCUACGACAGUUUCGUCGGUCACUUCGAUGACCAGAAGCACAACGCUCGUUGGGGCUUCGAUAAGCUGCAACGCAAACUGGCCUUCGGCAAGGUCGUCCACUACUCGCCAGCAGAGGGCGCCUUGCGCAUUGCGGUCACGCGUGAGACCACCCGUUCCAUCCGCCGCAUCAGCAAGGGGGUAGAUGCCGGAGAAGUGAGCACCUGGAGCCAGACCAAGAAUGAGCGUGUCAUCUUCCACUUCCACGGAUGCGGCGCGCAACUCCAAUUCGACGACAAGUCUGAGUUCAGAGCUAAGAAGACCACAUGCAAGAUCGGUAAGGCACCGCUGCGUCAAACUACGACUGUGGCUGCUGCUCCGGCUGCCGAGGCUGCUCCGGCAGCUGCUGAAGCUGUUGCUGAGAACAACGCCACUGCUGCUAAGGCUCAACCCCAAGAAGGUCAGGAACGAGCUCAGACUACUGAGACUGCCUUGUUGGAGCGCAACCAGUGGCAACCUGCUGUCGAGAUCAUCUCUACUGGUGAGUGGAGCAAGCCGAAGUUCGAGUUGAACAAGCCCAAGAAGGAGGACGAGUCCGCUAGCAAGGAGCAGAAGAAGAAGGCCGCCAAAAAGAAGCAGGAGAAGUGGGACAAAUUGACGGAAGAGGAAAAGAAGGCAUCGGUUGCCACGUCCGUCAGCAAGUUCUUCGACGUUCCCGCGAAGCAUGCUGACGACGCCUUCGGAACUGUGCACGACGAGUUCGAUUCCAACGAACAGACCAAGUUCUUCCGCUACUUGACGAAGCAGAUCUCAGACUUCCAGGCCCGCUCGGUCGAAGCCACCAACCGCAUGGUCGAUGCCCAGGUGGCCCAGAUGGACAGAGCCAAGGUCCUCGCUCGCGUCGAGGAGCGCGAAGCCGUUCUGAACGCCGUGGAAGGCUCCUCCGCUGAGAAGAUCGCCGAGAAGAAGGCUGAAAUCAACGCCGCUGACCGCAAGUUGAUCGAGGACCUCGACCAAGUCAUCGCCUUGGCCGAAAAUGCGUACGAAAACUCUGACUUCGAGUACGAGUUCCAGUCUUACCCGGGUAAGGCAGCUGGUGCCUUGAACGGUGGGUGCACGCUCGCAAUGUGCAACUUGAACGAGACUGAGUGGAAGAACAACUUCGACUACUUCAGCACCCUCGUCUCCGGUGGCCGCAACAACUGGCGUAAGAUGCACUCUAUCGUCGACUUGGAAAAGCAUCCGCAAACCGCUUUGAACAAGCCGGUCGAAGAAGCUAAGAAGCGUCGCCACCCCGACAACAAGGUCUACCCGAACGUUGACUCGAUCAUCCACUACAACGUCGACUUGGGCAGCACGGUUGGUGUCAGGAUCGUCGAAGAUGCGAAGAACAACCGUGUCAUCUACGAAGAUGACAGCACCCUGUUCGACUUCGCCGAAAUGCACCCUUACACCUCGAGCCCGAUCCCGAGCGUCUGGAUCGGCACGAUGGGCUUCUGGACUGCAUUGCUCAUCAACGUUGCCUUUGUCUGGAUCAGUACCUACAUCUCCAAGGUCUUGUCUUCCCUAUGGAAGUCUCUCUCUACCGCGAUGGCGUUGGUCGUGAUUGUCUUGGGAGAACGUAUCUUCUUGGAUGACACCCUGAAGUUCCAGCUGACCGACUGGACUCGCGUGAUCUUGGGCAUGCUCGGAGUGGUCGUGUCCGUUUUGAUCUUCCAGAUGUCCCCGAAACAUGAGAAGAAACACUAA
Molecule: messenger RNA, 6505 nt
Organism: Amoebophrya sp. A25
Lineage: Eukaryota; Dinophyceae; Syndiniales; Amoebophryaceae
Source: the annotation of a GenBank genome assembly